AUGCGAAGUGAACUUUCACAGCUGAAAGAAAGAAAGAAAAAGAUAUUACGCUUCCACAAUUCUUUCUUUUACUUCUUUGCUUAUUCAGACCCUCUUCUUAUUCUUAGCUUAUUCCUAUUCUUAGUUUAUACUGAUCACCUUCUUAUUCUUAACUUAUUCUUAUUCUUAGCUUAUUCUGAUCCCCUUCUUAUUCUUAACUUAUUCCUAUUCUUAGUUUAUUCUGAUUUUCUUCUUAUUCUUAACUUAUUCCUAUUCUUAAUUUAUACUGAUCCCCUUCUUAUUCUUAACUUAUUCCUAUUCUUAGUUUAUUCUCAUUUUCUUCUUAUUCUUAACUUAUUCCUAUUCUUAAUUUAUACUGAUCCCCUUCUUAUUCUUAACUUAUUCCUAUUCUUAGUUUAUUCUGAUUUUCUUCUUAUUCUUAACUUAUUGUUAUUCUUAGUUUAUUCUGAUCCUCUUCUUAUUCUUAACUUAUUCCUAUUCUUAAUUUAUACUGAUCCCCUUCUUAUUCUUAACUUAUUCCUAUUCUUAGUUUAUUCUCAUUUUCUUCUUAUUCUUAACUUAUUCCUAUUCUUAAUUUAUACUGAUCCACUUCUUAUUCUUAACUUAUUCCUAUUCUUAGUUUAUUCUGAUCCACUUCUUCUUAAUUCUUUCUUAACUUAUUCUGAUUCCUUAUUCUUAACUUUUCCUAUUCUUAUUUUUCUUUUUCUUAUUCUUAACUUAUUCCUAUUCUUAUUUAUUCUGAUUAUUUCUUAUUCUUCUUAUUGUUAUUAUUUAGUUUAUUCUGAUCAACUUCUUAUUCUUAACUUAUUCCUAUUCUUAGUUUUUACUGAUCCACUUCUUAUUCUUAACUUAUUCCUAUUCUUAGUUUAUUCUGAUUUCCUUCUUAUUCUUAACUUAUUCCUAUUCUUAGUUUAUUCUGAUUUUCUUCUUAUUCUUAACUUAUUCCUAUUCUUAGUUUAUUCUGAUUUUCUUCUUAUUCUUAACUUAUUGUUAUUAUUAGUUUAUUCUGAUCCACUUUCUUAUUCUUCUUAUUCUUUCUUAGUUUAUUCUUUUUCCUUAUUCUUAAUUUAUUCCUAUUCUGAUUUAUUCCCUUCUUAUUCUUAA
Acanthosepion pharaonis is the source of this 1104-nucleotide messenger RNA. The record is from the annotation of a GenBank genome assembly. Lineage: Eukaryota; Metazoa; Mollusca; Cephalopoda; Sepiida; Sepiidae.